UCCCUCUGCCUGGUGACCCGCAGUAACACAACUUGAAGGCGCAGGAGCACCGAAAACAUUCCAUUUCAGGCCCGUAAAGACGCCAUAAAGCGACGGGGGCGCUAAGGAGUUGGGAGAGGGGCGAUGGCCGCCAUGAUCUACGGGAAGAUCUUCGUGGGCAUCUACGUGGAGAUCAAGCGGAGUGACGGACGCAUCCAUCAGGCGAUGGUCACCUCGCUGCACGAAGACAACGACAGCGUGACGGUGGAGUGGAUCGAGAACGGCGACACCAAAGGGAAGGAAGUGGACUUGGAGAGCAUCUUCGGCCUGAACCCAGACCUAGCCCCCGAGGAGGAGGUGCCAGCCAGUCCAGAGGCUCCUCCUCCUCCUUCCAGUGGGGCCAAGACCAGCAAAGUCCCCAAAACCCGACGAGUCACGGCCAUUCCCAAACCUGACAACAGCCAGCGGGAGAACCGAGCCGCGGCGGUGGGAACCACUCGGGCCCGUCCGAGCCAGCACAGCCAGGCCGCCGAGCCCCCUCCCCCGUCCAUCGCCGCCCAGCCCGCCGCCACCCAAUCGCUGCUCCAGCUGCAGAACGCACGCAAGAAGUCCAACUGCGUGAAGGAAGUGGAGAAGCUGCAGGAGAAGCGAGAGAAGCGGCGACUUCAGCAGCAGGAACUGAGGGAGAAGAAAGCUCAGGAAGUGGACGUCAACUUGCCAAACUACGAGAUCAUGUGCAUGAUCCGAGACUUCCGGGCCAGUCUGGACUACCGACCUUUGACCUCCAAUGACCUGAUCGAGGAACAUCGGAUAUGCGUGUGCGUGCGCGCGCGGCCCCUCAACAAAAAAGAGUUGACCGUCAAGGACUUGGACGUGAUCACCAUUCCCAGCAAGGACGUGGUGAUGGUCCACGAGCCCAAGCAGAAGGUGGACCUGACCCGCUACCUGGAGAACCAGACGUUCCGCUUCGACUACGCCUUCGACGAGAACUCCACCAACGAAAUGGUCUACAGGUUCACUGCUCAGCCGCUGGUGGAGACCAUCUUCGAGCGGGGAAUGGCGACCUGCUUUGCGUACGGGCAAACAGGAAGUGGGAAAACACACACGAUGGGAGGGGACUUCUCCGGGAAGAACCAGGACUGCUCCAAAGGGAUCUACGCCUUGUCAGCCCGAGACGUCUUUGUCAUGCUUAAGAAACCGAUCUACAAGAAGCUGGACCUCCAGGUCUUUGCCACGUUUUUCGAGAUCUACAGCGGGAAGGUGUUCGACCUCCUGAACCGCAAAGCCAAGCUGCGGGUCCUGGAGGACGGCAAGCAGCAGGUGCAGGUGGUCGGCCUGCAGGAGCGGGACGUCAAAUGCACGGAGGACGUCCUCAAGCUCAUCGAAGUGGGGAACAGCUGCAGGACGUCCGGUCAGACCUCGGCCAACGCCCACUCGUCCCGCAGCCACGCCGUCUUCCAGAUCAUCCUGCGGCGCCGGGGCAAGAUGCACGGAAAGUUCUCGCUCAUCGACCUGGCGGGCAACGAGAGGGGCGCCGACACGUCCAGCGCCGACCGCCAGACCCGCCUGGAAGGGGCCGAGAUCAACAAGAGCCUGCUGGCCCUCAAGGAGUGCAUCCGAGCUCUGGGUCGGAACAAACCGCACACUCCCUUCCGAGCCAGCAAGCUGACCCAAGUGCUUCGGGACUCCUUCAUCGGGGAGAACUCUCGGACGUGCAUGAUAGCCACCAUCUCUCCCGGCAUGGCGUCCUGCGAAAACACCUUGAACACGCUCCGAUACGCCAACAGGGUGAAGGAGUUUGGGAUCAGUCCUUCAGACAUUCCCUUCUCGCACAGCGGUGGACGUGCGGAGCUCUCUCCGACUUACGACGUCAAGGAGCUGUCGGUGGAGCCGGCGGCCAUGGUGGACGUUCAUCUGGAAGGACACGCCAACCAGCUGGAGGUCCUGGAGGCCCAAUGGGGCGUAGGGAGUUCUCCGCAAAGAGACGACCUGAAGCUGCUCUGCGAGCAGAACGAAGAGGAGGUUUCCCCGCAGCUCUUCACCUUCCACGAGGCCGUCUCGCAGCUGGUGGAGAUGGAGGAGCAGGUUCUGGAGGACCACAGGGCCGUCUUCCAGGAGUCCAUUCGCUGCCUGGAGGACGAGAAGGUCCUGCUGGAAAUGACGGAGGAGGUGGACUACGACGUGGAGUCCUACGCCACGCAGCUGGAACAGAUUCUGGACCAGAAGAUCGACAUCCUGACCGAACUGAGAGACAAGGUCAAGUCCUUCCGCUGCACGCUGCAGGAGGAGGAGCAAGCUAGCAAACAAAUCACCCCCAAGAGGCCUCGUGCACUUUAGACACACCAAAGACCCAAAGGAAGGCCAGGACCUCGCCCAGAUUUAAGAGCUCCAGUCGUCUUCUGUGCGUGGUCUCGUCAACACCUCAUUGCUGGGCAUCAUCUUGCCCUGCUGUCCUCCGUGUUUGACUUAUUCUUUGUUUUUCCCCACUAACCGGAGAAAAAAAAAAAAGGUACUGGAUUUGUACGUUAAAACUGCGAGCGGCGUUGAACAUAUCGGUGGAAAACAUGACCUGCCAACGAGGAAAAGGGGGAAAGCAAAUACAGUGGCACCUCGAUUUACCAACUUGAUUGGUUCUGGAACAGGGUUUGUAAAAGGAAAAGUUUGUAUAGUGAAACAGAGUUCUCCGUAAGAAACGAUGUAAAUAUGAUUAAUGGGUUCCAAAAGUCCAUAUUUUAGUGACCGUUUGUACACUUUGAACUAGGGUUGUACGGUAUACCGGUACUAGUAUAGUACCGUGAUACUAAUUAAUCAUAUUCGGUACUAUACCGCCUCUAAAAAGUACCGGUACACCCCUCCCCCCAUCCUUUUUUUAACGGGCAUGACAGCGCGUCGUCGUCACGUGGUGACAUUGCUGGUUUUUACGAGCAGAGGAGCAUGUUGGGCAGCGCGCACACACAGAGUACUUACAAGCAGACACAGUGUGUAGACAGAAAAGGGAGAACGGACGCAUUUUGGCGUAAAAAGUAAAGAUAAAGGUGAAGUUAUAACACUGACACACCCUCAGGGAGAGCUAGCUAGCGGCUAACAUCCAUCCUCAGUGUUUUAGCUACUUUUAAAUCACUAAUCCUGACCUCCAUGGUGACAAAGAACGUUUCUUACAAGUACCAUUAUCACUGGAGGACGAGGAAUAGCUCUAAACAUGCUUCACUACACAAUGUAGGAGAAUACAAUAGCUCACCCAUGUAAACAAAUGCCAUGGGUGGAUCUACACCUGACAUCCACUGUAAUGAUAUCAAGUAUCUAGUCGAUACUACUAUGAUUACAUCGAUAUUUUUUAUCGUCACAAAAUAUUUUUUUCCUUUAUUUAAAGUGUAUUUUAUUUUUAUAAAGUCAGUAAAUACGUCCCUGCACACAUGAGGACUUUGAAUAUGACCAAUGUAUGAUCCUGUAACUACUUGGUAUCGGAUCCAUACCUAAAUGUGUGGUAUCAUCCAAAACUAAUGUAAAGUAUCAAAGAAGAGAAGAACAAGUGAUUAUUACAUUUUAACAGAAGUGUAGAUAGAACAUGUUGAAACAGAAAAUAAGCAGAUAUUAACAGUAAACGAACAAGUGGAUUAAUAAUCCAUUAUUACAGUUUGUCCCUCAUAAUGUGUACAAAAUAAUAGGUGUAUAAAUGACACAAUAUGUUACUGCAUACGUCAGCAGACUAAUUAGGAGUCUUUGUUGGUUUACUUACUACUAAAAGACAAGUUGUGUAGUAUGUUCACUAUUUUAUUUAAGCACUAAAUUACAAUAAUAUGGUUCCCUAUAUUUAGAAAAGUAUCAAAAUAUAUUUUGGUACCGGUAUCAAAAUAUUAGGAUCGGGACAACCCUACUUUGAACUUGAUUGAUUGAUUGAUUGAGACUUUUAUCAGUAGGUUGCACAGUGAAGUACAUCUUCCGUACAAUUGACCACUAAAUGGUAACACCCGAAUAAGUUUUUCAACUUGUUUGAGUCGGGGUCCACUUAAAUUGAUUCAUGAUACAGAUAUAUACUAUCAGAUAUAUGCUAUCAUCAUAAUACAGUUAUCACACAAGAUAAUCACAUUGAAUUAUUUACAUUAUUUACAAACAUGAAGUGCUUUACACGACUGCAUAACAAACUAACAUAACAAAGGAGUAAUGAAUCCACUUUCUAUUUAUUAACAAACCUAAACAACAACAACAACAAGCUAAACUGGGCCGUAUGCGCUGCUUCGCCAACACGUGCACACACACACAAGUCCCUUUGGUGCCUUCACAGACAAUCAGAAAUCACAAAAAUCCUUCAAUUUAACAAGAAUAUUGCUACAAUAAUAAACAUUUAUAAACAUCGGCAAAGGAGGAGCGGACAUGAAAGGAGCAGGCCAAGGCGGAGAACAGGGGGCGGGGCCUUAAAAAGGUGCUGCUGAACAGCUCUUCUCGCCGCUGUGAAAUAAGUCUGCUUUGGCAUUUUUUUCCAGAAAAGUUCGGUCUCAUCACAAUUACCGUAUUUUUCAAAUUAUAGAGCGCACCAGCAUAUCAUUUUAGAAUAAAAAAAUAUGUUUACAUUUAUCAGCCGCAGAUAUAUACGUUGUGAAAUGAGUUAUUUACGCAGAAGCAUUUUGUAAACGUUUAUUCACACACCGUAAUUGUUCCCAAACGAUGUCUGUAACACGGCAGUAAAACGGCUGAUCAAACAAAACAGAGGUCAUCGUCAUUAACCUGCUCUCCAAUCAGCUAAACAGACUCAAUAACUCUACGGUGACGUUAUGAAACUGAAACAUUACAAAAAGUUGUAAGUUAAUAAUACUAACACAGACACUCGUUGACGUGUUAGCAUAUUAGCUAAUGCUAACAUUACCAUAGCGCGUACAAAUAUGCAUGAAAACACUCCUACAGACAUCACACAUGGGACGCUUUAGUAAGUAAGAAUUGUUUUAGUUAUAUUGUAAAACUUACAAACGUUGCUUGGAGUGAUAAGUCAAGAAUCCACACAAGUAGCAACGCUAUGGACGGCUACAAUUGUACUUCCGGUAGGUUUAAAAAAAAAAUAAAAGUCUGCACAGCUAACUCGUCCAAAAGAUGGCGCCAUAGCACAAACAAUAACACACCUUUUUAGUGUAUUUGCUUGUUUUUUUUCCCAACUAUUUACAUUAGGAAGAAAAAUCCAUAAAUUAGCUGCACCGUUUUAAGAGGCCGCAGGGUUCAAAGCAUAGGAAAAAAGUAGCGGCUUACAGUCCGGAAUUUACGGUAGAACGCCAAUUCUUCCAUACUUGCGAGCACCAUUAUUGUACUCUUUGCUAAUAGUAUUUAUUUAUUUAUUUAUUUUAACUCCACAACGAUUUCCUCUUUCUUUCCACGCUGGUCUGUUGUCUUUUUGGGACUCAUAUUGAGUUAGCAAAAUGGACAAAACUUGUCAAAAUGUGAAAAAAAAACACAGCGACGUGGAGGGCUCCGCCUCCCCAAAGCUGCUGCGCCCUGCUUUUUGCCUGCAGGCGCAUGUCAAAAGGAAAGGACGGAGCGUCGGUACAGAGAGACACGGUUCGCACACACGGAGCUCGCAAGGUUCGUAAAUCGAGGUUUUACUGUAUUUCAACGUUAGCAUGUUUUUCUGUUCUUUUUUAAAUGUCAUUCUUAGCCGUGUAUCCUAACAAUGUCUUGGACCAGCAGUCGUUUACACCCCCCUCCCCUCCUGUAUUGUAUCGGCUCGGCUCACUGGGAAGACUAGAAACAGCACCCGGUCAAUAGUGAGUAGAGUCGUGACUACUCGGUACCAGGCAGUAAAAAAAAAAAAGGGUGUAUUUAUGUAUGCAACGUGAAGUUUUUUUAGUCACUUUUAUAACGACGCGUGCAGGGGAGGGACAUUAGGUUUAAGUGAUUUACAAAAACAACAAGGUAAGAGCCAGAAAAGAGCCACUGUGUUUAAUUUAUAUUGUCCGUCAUUGGUGAGCUUCGAACUCGCACUGCAUCUAUUGGCCACUGGGGGUCGCUGUAAUCAAACAUUUUCACACAGUCCAAUAAAAUGUCAUUUGCUAUAAUAAAAAAAGAAACUUGGCUUAAAUGUUAAUGACUUACUGCACAUUUCAUUUC
This is a messenger RNA of Entelurus aequoreus (snake pipefish), 6069 nucleotides long. Its product is annotated as kinesin-like protein KIF2A. The transcript has 21 exons. Lineage: Eukaryota; Metazoa; Chordata; Actinopteri; Syngnathiformes; Syngnathidae. Gene Ontology annotation, biological process: microtubule-based movement. Bases 124 to 2316 code for a protein of 730 amino acids. Gene Ontology annotation, molecular function: ATP binding; microtubule motor activity; microtubule binding. The record is from RefSeq and is a predicted model, not a curated record.